UUCUCCUCUCCUUCUAUGUGUAGGGACUUUAACCUAGAAGAGGCACUAGAGGGCGUCAGUGCUCAGAUCUGCUGUGAGCUCAACAAGUCAUUGACAGAGAGGAACUAUCCUACGCUGAGCCCGGCGCUGCAGGCCACCCUCAGAGGCCAGAUCUGCAGCAUCACUCAGGAGGACAAUCCCAUCCGCACUCUCGUUGAGGAUCGUGUGCAUCAGUACUUCAUGGCACUCAUCUGUGAUCCCAAGCCCCAAGCUAAACUUGAACAAGUACCAGCUGGCUUGACCGCCAUCAAGCCCGAACUAGCAUUGUUGGGAGCAAAGUUUGUCUCCCUGGUGAACUACAACAAGGCAGUCUAUGGACCUUUCUACGCGGAUAUCAUCAAGAAGCUGAUAUUCAGCAACAUCAGCCCGCCACCACCAGCAGCAAACCCUCCUCAGGACACCGCUCAGGACUCCACCGCCUCCAACUGAAACCAAACUUUGGCUUGCGCCGUCUAAGGAGUCUUUUUGCUUCUAGAAGUAGCUAAAGCUAAGGAGGUACUACAGCAGCUAGGCAGUGCAACUGCUUCGCUCAGGCCAGUGUGCUCCAAUAAUUGGGGUUACCUUUGUUAUAUUGUAAAUGUAGUUUUUGUCACUACAUUUAGCAGUGACGGCACUGCAGUGUAGGCACCAUGCAAGAGACAUUUAAUGUGACCUGCAUCCUUUGUGAUAAAAAAAUACGCCCUUCUUUGAAUACCUACAGUUUCAAACCGGAAAACCAGUGUUAGAGCGACCCAUGUCUGAACCUAAUAGUGAUCCUUACGCUGUAAAUUUGACUCAUGUUAUUGUGGAAGGAGUCCACAGGGAGAAAAGGGCAAAACCUUAGAAUGUCUAAGGCCUUCAGUUAGCUUUAUAAAGCAAGGAAGAAGAAGCUUAUAUAUUUAGAAAGGUAGCAGAGUAGCAUCGCAGAUUUCUUAUGAAUAGCAAGUUAUUUAUCACUGAUAAGUUUAAAGGUAAUCCUAACCGCCUUUGGACAUGAGAGAGCCCGUUUCCUUUGGAGUUAGUCCUUUUGAUUGUUCUCACUUUAACGUCUUUAUCAGCCAGAGAACUAAACUUUCUGUAUUUUUUUUUUUAUCUACUGAUGUUACUAUACAGCAAAAAACAAAAAAAGGCAAAAAAACUGUUUGCAACAAAAGAAAUAACUGUCGUCUGCAUGAGUAGCUUUGUGUUGGGGUUAAAUCAUUUUAGUUUUUCUUGUCACAUGUCGUCUGUUCUUUACUUUUACUUACUCUCUGCCGAUGGAUUACUUGUUAUAUUGAUUUAGUUGUUAUGUUUGUUACAUUUUUUAGGUACCGUUGUCAUUGCAGUAUUGCUGUGUUGACUGUUAGAACCUGUGGGGAAAUGAAAGGUGCUGAACUCAAAGAGAUUUUAUGUCCAAAAUUUCCAGUGGACCCAACAAUGCACACAAAGAAAAGCCGUUGUGCACUUUCAGAGGUUUACAAGAAAAUGUGGGAAGUUGUUGUUCUUUUCUUCUGUACCACAGUUAAUAUAAUAAAACUGCAAAAAGAAAAU
Molecule: messenger RNA, 1548 nt
Organism: Epinephelus lanceolatus (giant grouper)
Lineage: Eukaryota; Metazoa; Chordata; Actinopteri; Perciformes; Serranidae
Source: RefSeq, a predicted model, not a curated record